AUGGCAUCAAAUAAAGAGCCUCCCAAGUCUACAAUAAAAAGAGAUACUCUGAGAAAGAUUGAACUAGCAGUCCAGAAGCAAUGGCAAGACUCUCGAGUCUUUGAAUCUAAUGCUCCAAGACCAGAGGAGCCCAGAAAGGAAAAGUUUAUGGGAACAUUCCCAUUCCCUUACAUGAAUGGGCGAUUGCAUCUGGGUCACUCCUUCUCUCUCUCAAAAAUCGAAUUCGCGAUGGGUUAUGAGAGAUUGAAGGGCAAGAACUGCUUGUUUCCUUUUGGAUUUCAUGUUACUGGAAUGCCCAUCAAGGCUGCUGCAGACAAGAUCAAGAAUGAAUUGUAUUUGUCUGACUCUCGUAUCUCAAUACCUUCAGAAGAAGAAGAAGUUGUUGCUGAAGCUCCGGUAGCAAAUGGAACUGAAGCACCGUCAGACGAUCCAACCAAAUUCAAAAAGAAGGCUGCCAAAGUUACAGCAAAGUCAACAGGUCUAAAGUAUCAAUUUCAGAUCAUGGAGAGUAUGGGCGUCCCACGAGAAGAAAUCUACAAGUUCGCGGAUUCAUUGCAUUGGUUGUAUUACUUCCCACCAUUGGCAAUCGAAGAUUUGAAGGCCAUCGGAUUAAAAGUAGAUUGGAGACGCUCAUUCAUGACAACCGAAGUAAACCCAUAUUAUGACUCCUUCGUACGAUGGCAAUUCAACCGUCUGAAAGCGAUGUCUCCUCCCAAAGUUCAAUUCGGUGAACGAUAUACCAUAUACUCUCCUCUCGACGGCCAACCAUGUAUGGAUCACGAUCGAGCUGUCGGUGAACAAAAAGGAGUUCAAGAAUACACAGGCAUAAAAAUACGUAUCGAUUUCGAAGAAUUGAGAUCCGUACCGGAUGCUCAACGUGAUAAAUUAAAGAACGGUGUACCUGUCGGGCAAGUCCUGACGUCACCUGAAGUGUCGAAAGCUAUUGGAUCUCGACAGGUGUAUAUGGUUGCUGCCACUCUACGUCCUGAAACCAUGUAUGGUCAAACCAAUUGUUAUGUUGGUGAAAAUAUCAAAUAUGGUAUAUACGAAGUAGAUGAUAAGGAGGCAUGGCUGAUGACUGCUCGUGCUGCUAGAAAUAUGACAUGGCAAGGCCUCUUUGGGUCUAAGCCAAAGGGUGCCAUUGUAAAGCUGGCCGAGGUCAUUGGUAAAGAUCUAAUAGGUAUACCGAUAAAUGCACCCUUGACACCGUAUAAACGAAUCUAUGUAUUGCCGAUGGAAGGUGUACUAGAUUCGAAAGGUACUGGAGUCGUUACAUCUGUGCCAUCUGAUUCGCCCGACGAUUACAUAACUCUACAAGAUCUGAAAAAGAAGCAUGAAUGGUAUGGCGUACAGUUGAAAUGGAUCGAACCAUUCCCAGCUGUACCUGUAUUAGAAACACCCAAUUAUGGUAAUUUGGCCGCCAAGACUGCUAUCGAGAGAGAAAAGAUUGUGUCGCAAAAGGAUAAAGAAAAAUUGGAGAAGGCCAAAGCUGAUGUCUAUAAGGAAGGAUUCUAUCAAGGAAAGAUGGUCGUUGGAGCUUACGCUGGAAAGAAGGUCACAGAAGCCAAAAACUUGAUUCGACAAGACAUGAUCAAAAGUGGAGAUGCCAUACCGUAUUGUGAACCUGAAGCUUUGAUUGUCAGUCGAAGUGGCGAUGAAUGUGUCGUGUCAUUGGAAAAUCAGUGGUAUAUAGAUUAUGGAGAGACUGUAUGGAGAACACAAGUAGAAGAUGAAGAGACCAAGAAGCAAUUCGAAAUCAUUUUGGGAUGGUUGAAUCAAUGGGCAUGUGCAAGAAGUUUCGGUUUGGGAACUAAGUUGCCUUGGGAUCCACAAUAUGUCAUUGAAUCAUUGAGUGAUUCUACGAUAUAUAUGGCAUACUAUACUGUUUCCCACUUGUUGCAUGGUGGAACAUUGGAUGGAUCAAAACCUGGUCCAGUAGGUAUAGAUUCCAAACAAUUGACGGAUGAUGUAUGGGAUUACAUAUUCCGUGAUGAUGCACCACCACCUGCAAACACAACCAUUCCAUCAGCAUCAUUGGAUUUGCUACGUCACGAAUUCCGAUAUUGGUAUCCCAUGAACGUGCGAGUAUCAGGCAAAGAUUUAAUUGGUAAUCAUUUAACAUUCGCCUUAUACAACCACGUCGCAAUAUUUGAACCCAAAUAUUGGCCAUUGGGGAUGAGAGCAAACGGACAUUUAUUAUUGGAUGGUGCCAAAAUGUCUAAAUCAACUGGUAAUUUCAAGACAUUGACUGAAUCUACUGACGAAUUCGGUGCCGAUGCUACACGAUUCGCUCUAGCUGAUGCUGGUGAUGGUCUGGACGAUGCCAAUUUCAUGACUGAUACAGCAAAUAAAGCCAUCUUACGUCUAUUCACGCAAUUGGAAUGGAUUACCGAAGUCUUGGAAGAUAUAGAGCAAGGCAAAUUACGAGAUACGCCUGAAAUGACUUUAUUGGACAUUGCCUUCCAGUCUGAAAUGGAUUUACAGAUUGCUGAGACUGCUAAAGCUUAUGAUGCCAUGCUGUAUCGGGAGGCCGUUAAGGAGGGAUUUUAUCAAUUGCAGACUGCCAGAGACUCGUAUCGAGAUGCUACAUCGCCUGGACGCGGUAUAGAUAAUCAUGGUAUGCACAAGCAACUUGUAUUGAGGUUUGUUGAAGUGCAGGCCUUGUUGUUGGCUCCUAUUACACCGCAUUGGUCUGAGCACGUGUGGCAGAACUUGUUGAAAAAGAGAGAGCUUCGUAACUGGGUUCCUCAACCAUCCAGCAUUCUCCAUGCACUAUGGCCUGAAACCAAACCUAUAGAUACUGUCGCACUAGCAUCAGUUUCGUAUCUCAGAGACAUAGCACAUAACGUUCGAGCUAGUGAAGAUCAGAUUGCCAAGAAGGCUGCCAAACGUGGUCAAGCUGUCGUAUCUGGAGGUGUGAAAAAGUAUCGAAUCUUUUGGGCUAGCAGGUUCCCGGAGUACCAGGAGCAGGGCAUCGCGUUAUUAAAGGAGACUUAUGAUGCGAAAACGCAAACAUUUUCAAACAAGGAAAAGGAAUUGGCUGCUCAGCGUGGUCUCAACAAGGACAAGCGAUUCAUACCCUUCCUGGUAGAAUUCAAGAAACGAGUAGAAUCAACUGGGCCAUCAGCAUUCAAUCUAGAACUUGCAUUUAACGAACACCAUGUAUUGACAUCGAAUAUGGAGAUCUUGAAGAGAUCUCUAAACACUGAACAUGUUGAGAUUGUACGGAAGGAGGAUGUUGAUGCCGCAUCGCCUGAUAUGGUCAAGGCUGAGACGGCGUUGCCUGGUAAGCCAUCAUAUACCACCGUGUAG
Molecule: messenger RNA, 3312 nt
Organism: Synchytrium microbalum
Lineage: Eukaryota; Fungi; Chytridiomycota; Chytridiomycetes; Synchytriales; Synchytriaceae
Product: leucine---tRNA ligase
Exons: 12
Coding region: 1-3312 (1103 amino acids)
Biological process (GO): leucyl-tRNA aminoacylation
Molecular function (GO): leucine-tRNA ligase activity; ATP binding; aminoacyl-tRNA deacylase activity
Source: RefSeq, a predicted model, not a curated record